Drosophila suzukii is the source of this 1576-nucleotide messenger RNA. It is a transcript of the gene Vajk4, whose product is annotated as Vajk4. Lineage: Eukaryota; Metazoa; Arthropoda; Insecta; Diptera; Drosophilidae. The record is from RefSeq and is a predicted model, not a curated record.
GUCAGUCCCAGCUUGGAUCUCGUUACCCGUGCAGCACAGCGAAUUGUGGAGUAAUUGUUCCCGUGAGACGUCGAAUCAGCAGCUCAACAAUGCGAAUGUUCGUACUUCCUUGUCUCGCCGUGUGCGUGGCAUUGGCCCACUGUGGCACCGUGGCAGUCGAGGAUAAAAAGGCCGAGGGCGACGGCAAGACCGUGGAGAAGAGGGGCCUUCAUCUGGGCGACUACCACCACUACCAGCCCCACCACGAGCACCACCACGAGCACAUCAAGACGGUGACCAUCGAGAAGAAGGUUCCGGUCCACUACACGGUCACCAAGCACGUGCCCUACACCGUCGAGAAGAAGAUCCCCUACGAGGUGAAAGUGGAUGUGCCCCAGCCCUACAUCGUGGAGAAGAAGGUGCCUGUCCAUGUCAAGGAGUACGUCAAAGUACCCGUCCAUGUGCCCAAGCCCUAUGAGGUGAUCAAGAAGAUCCCCUAUGAGGUUAAGAUCCCCGUUGACAAGCCCUACGAGGUGAAGGUUCAUGUGCCCCAGCCCUACGAAGUGAUCAAGAAGAUCCCCUAUGAGGUCAAGGUCCCAGUGCCCCAGCCCUACGAGGUGAUCAAGAAGGUUCCCCAUGAGGUUAAGGUUGAGGUUCCCGUUCCCAAGCCCUACGAGGUGAUCAAGAAGGUGCCCUACGAGGUCAAGUACGAGGUGGAGAAGCCAUACGAUGUGGAAGUGCCCAAACCCUACGAUGUCGAGGUCGAGAAGCCAUACACCGUCGUUGUGGAGAAGAAGGUGCCCUAUGAGGUCAAGGUUCCCGUCGACAAGCCCUACAAGGUUGAGGUGGAGAAACCCUACCCAGUCCAUGUGAAGGUGCCCGUCCCUCAGCCUUACACCGUGGAGAAGAAGGUUCCUUACACCGUCGAGAAACCCGUGCCCUAUGAGGUCAAGGUGCCCAUCGAGAAGCCCAUUCCCGUCUACUCGGAGGUGAAGGUGCCCAUUCACAAGGAGAUCCCCGUGCCGGAGAAGUACCACGUCGAGGUGCCAAUCUUCAAGCACCACGAGCACCACCACGAGGACCACCACGACUACCACAGCCACAGCCACGGCCAUGGACACUACUAGGGAUUCCCGGGAAAGCCCAGAGCCAGACGCACAGAAAGCGAGCACAAGAAGGAGAAGGACGAACAGGGAGGAGAACAAGGAGAACGAGGAUUAGGAAGAGCAGCAGGCGAGACACUAACAGCGAGUCCAUCUGUAUCCCCCAGAUGCAGAUGCAUCCACGCAGCAACGUUGAGCUGGACGUUGAACGGGUGACACGAGCGGGAGGAAUUGAAGAUGAAGGGCCUGAAGAAUUCGCGCAAUUCUUUCGGCCAGAAGGAGGAGAAGAAGAAGAGGAGCCAGAGCAGAAGAGGGAGAGCCAGCGGGGAGUAGCAGUCAGAGGACAAACUAACUAGCUACUCCCAUCGAGAUCUGGCGGAAAGCCACGAAAACGGUUUCCGCAUCAGUUUUAAGCCAAAUGUGUUAGUACUUUUAUCAUUGUGUUAGACCCCUACGAUUUCUAUUUAAAUUAUAAGCUAAAGAAACACUGACAA